UUUAAUCAUCAGCUUCAUCAGAGCUGAAAUCUUAUCUCUCACUUGAAAAUCUCAACGAACCCUAAAAAAACUCAAUCAAACACCAUGGCAACAACAUCCCAAAUCCAUUACUUUCACAGUCUCCAAAAGUCAUGGAUCUUUACAACCAGAAAAACUCCAUCAUAUUCACCGAAAUCUAACAGAUCUUCCUCCGUUAUCAUCUGCAACUCUUCCACAAACAACCGGCACAUCUCAGGUGGUCGAAAGCUACGCGCAGCUGUGAUUGGUGGUGGUCCAGCUGGUUCGUCAGCAGCAGAAGCUCUAUCAAGAGGCGGUAUCGAAACAUAUCUCAUCGAAAGAAGUCCAUCCGGUGCUAAACCAUGCGGCGGCGCAAUUCCAUUAUGUAUGCUUGAUGAAUUCUCAAUCCCUCUUGAUUUAAUCGACCGUAGAGUCACUCAAAUGAAAAUCAUAUCUCCAUCAAAUCUCACAGUUGAUUUCGGUAAAACCCUAAAACCUCAUGAAUACAUAGCUAUGAUCCGCAGAGAAGUUCUUGAUUCGUUCCUUCGUUCUCGCGCUGAAUCGGUCGGUACAAACAUCAUCAACGCUCUUUUCACACAUCUGGAGUUGCCUGAUUCGCCUAACUCUCCGUACACCUUGCAUUAUAACAGCAAUGGAUCUAAGGAGUCGAUUUCCGUUGAUGUUGUGAUCGGAGCCGAUGGUGCUAACAGUAGGGUUGCAAAAUCCAUUGAUGCUGGGAAUUACAGUUACGCCAUUGCUUUUCAAGAACGAAUUCGUCUACCAGACGAGAAAAUGAAAUAUUACGAGAAUCUCGCUGAGAUGUACGUUGGUAACGAUAUCUCCCCCGAUUUUUACGGAUGGGUUUUUCCGAAAUGUGAUCACGUGGCAGUUGGAACUGGAACGGUGUGUUCGAAGCAGGAUAUUAAGUUGUAUCAGAAUGGUGUUAGAGAGAGAGUGAAAGAGAAGAUCUACGGUGGGAAAGUGAUUAAAGUGGAGGCACACCCGAUUCCUGAACAUCCAAGACCUCGUCGGGUUAGAGGACGAGUUGCUCUAGUUGGUGAUUCCGCUGGUUAUGUUACAAAAUGCUCAGGUGAAGGUAUAUAUUUUGCAGCCAAAUCAGGUAGAAUGUGUGGAGAAGCAGUCGUAAGGGCGUCGAUGAACGGAGUUAGAAUGAUCGAUGAAAAAGAUUUGAGAAGAGAGUAUUUAAAAAAAUGGGAUUCGCAGUAUAUUAAUACAUUCAGGUUUUUGGAUAUACUGCAAAAGGUGUUCUAUGGUAAUAAUGCUGCUAGAGAGUGUUUAGUGGAGAUUUGUGGUUGUGAUUAUGUACAACGGAUGACAUUUGAGAGCUAUUUGUAUAAGAAGUUAGCUAGAGGGAAUCCAUGGGAAGAUGUUAAAAUGGUGGUCAAUACGGUUGGUAGUCUGAUUAGGUCUAACAUUAUUAAGGAAGAGAUGGAAAGGCUUGAAGUGUAAUAGAUCAGAUUGUACUUGAAGUUCAGUAGAUUUUAUUUGUUGUCAUCUGUGUUGUCGUAGUGCUGUGUGCAUUUUGGGUGAUUAGAGCAA
Messenger RNA from Papaver somniferum (opium poppy), 1557 nucleotides. Its product is annotated as geranylgeranyl diphosphate reductase, chloroplastic-like. Gene Ontology annotation, cellular component: chloroplast thylakoid membrane. The coding region runs from base 85 to 1467 and encodes 460 amino acids. The transcript has a single exon. Gene Ontology annotation, molecular function: oxidoreductase activity, acting on the CH-CH group of donors, NAD or NADP as acceptor; FAD binding. Lineage: Eukaryota; Viridiplantae; Streptophyta; Magnoliopsida; Ranunculales; Papaveraceae. The record is from RefSeq and is a predicted model, not a curated record. Gene Ontology annotation, biological process: chlorophyll biosynthetic process; photosynthesis.